This is a messenger RNA of Helianthus annuus (common sunflower), 779 nucleotides long. RefSeq names its product early nodulin-like protein 2. The record is from RefSeq and is a predicted model, not a curated record. Gene Ontology annotation, cellular component: plasma membrane. The coding region runs from base 7 to 648 and encodes 213 amino acids. Gene Ontology annotation, molecular function: electron transfer activity. The transcript has 2 exons. NCBI's taxonomy places the organism in Eukaryota, Viridiplantae, Streptophyta, Magnoliopsida, Asterales, Asteraceae.
CCAACAAUGCCCACUGCAAUCUUGCUUUUACCCUCUUCUUUCAAUAAUUCAAUGGCUUCCUUUCACACAUAUCUCUACGUUUUCUUCACAUUAUUCUCCACUUUACUCUGUGUUUCCAAGGCUUUCAAUUUGACCGUUGGCGGCAAAGACGGCUGGACUUUACACCCUUCUGAAGCAUACGAUCAUUGGUCAGGCAGAUUGAGGUUUAAUGUCAACGACAAUCUCCAUUUCAAGUAUAAUGGUGGGUCGGAUUCUGUAAUGGAGGUCAACAGAGGCGAUUACGGUAGUUGCAACACGAAUAACCCCAUCACCACCCUUACCGGCAGUGGCGAUUCUUUCUUCAAUUUGAAUCGUUCAGGACCUUUUUACUUCAUCAGUGGCAAUAAAUCGAACUGUGAUCAGGGUCAGAAGCUAACUGUCGUCGUUUUGUCCCCAAGGAAAAAUCAAACACCACCUACUAUUGCACUAGCUCCGGGCAGCUUUUCACCGGUUCCAGCGGGUGGAAUCGCGUCAUCUUCUCCGACCGGUAACCCCAUGGACGUGAAUGCACCGGCACCGGAAGGGUCACUGGCGACAAAACCAGCAAUUUCUGCCACCUUGAUUGGGUCACUUGCCAUGAUAGUAUUCGGGCUGGGCUGGGUUUAUUAGUUUGUUAUCUCUUGUGUGAACAUUUGAAUUAGGUUUCGAUUGUGUGAAUCUUGGAUUUAAUUCGUUAGUUUGAGUAUUAAUUUUUCUCAUUUCUUGUUGCAUUUGAUAAUUUACAUUUUACAAAUAAGGUA